ACAAGAUGCUGCCCGGGCUCGGGCGCCUGCUGCAAGGUCCCGCCUCGGCCUGCCUCCUGCUGAUGCUCCUGGCCCUGCCCCCAGCGGCCCCCAGCUGCCCCAUGCUCUGCACCUGCUACUCGUCCCCGCCCACCGUGAGCUGCCAGGCCAACAACUUCUCCUCCGUGCCGCUGUCCCUGCCGCCCAGCACGCAGCGACUCUUCCUGCAGAACAACCUCAUCCGUACGCUGCGGCCCGGCACCUUCGGGCCCAACCUGCUCACCCUGUGGCUAUUCUCCAACAACCUCUCCACCAUCUACCCGGGCACCUUCCGCCACCUGCAGGCCCUGGAGGAGCUGGACCUCGGCGACAACCGGCACCUGCGCUCUCUGGAGCCCGACACCUUCCAGGGCCUGGAGCGGCUGCAGUCCCUGCACCUGUACCGCUGCCAGCUCAGCAGCCUGCCCGGCAACAUCUUCCGCGGCCUGGUCAGCCUGCAGUACCUCUACCUCCAGGAGAACAGCCUGCUCCACCUCCAGGAUGACCUGUUCGCGGACCUGGCCAACCUGAGCCAUCUCUUCCUCCACGGGAACCGCCUGCGGCUGCUCACGGAGCACGUGUUCCGCGGCCUGGGCAGCCUGGACCGGCUGCUGCUGCACGGGAACCGGCUGCAGGGCGUGCACCGCGCGGCCUUCCGCGGCCUCAGCCGCCUCACCAUCCUCUACCUGUUCAACAACAGCCUGGCUUCGCUGCCCGGCGAGGCGCUGGCCGACCUGCCGUCGCUCGAGUUCCUGCGGCUCAACGCCAACCCCUGGGCGUGCGACUGCCGCGCGCGGCCGCUCUGGGCCUGGUUCCAGCGCGCGCGCGUGUCCAGCUCCGACGUGACCUGCGCCACCCCCCCGGAGCGCCAGGGCCGCGACCUGCGCACCCUCCGCGAAGCCGACUUCCAGGCGUGCCCGCCCGCGGCGCCCACGCGGCCCGGCAGCCGCGCGCGCGGCAACAGCUCGUCCAACCACCUGUACGGCGUGGCCGAGGCAGGGGCGCCGCCCGCCGACCCCUCCACCCUCUACCGAGACCUGCCCGCCGAAGACCCGCGGGGGCGCCAGGGCGGGGACGCGCCCACGGAGGACGACUACUGGGGGGGCUACGGGGGCGAGGACCAGCGGGGGGAGCAGACGUGCCCGGGCGCGGCCUGCCAGGCGCCCCCGGACUCCCGCGGCCCCGCGCUCUCGGCCGGGCUGCCCACCCCUCUGCUUUGCCUCCUGCUCCUGGCGCCCCACCACCUCUGA
Molecule: messenger RNA, 1268 nt
Organism: Neogale vison (American mink)
Lineage: Eukaryota; Metazoa; Chordata; Mammalia; Carnivora; Mustelidae
Gene: RTN4RL2
Product: reticulon 4 receptor like 2
Exons: 3
Coding region: 6-1268 (420 amino acids)
Cellular component (GO): plasma membrane
Molecular function (GO): protein binding
Source: RefSeq, a predicted model, not a curated record